Molecule: messenger RNA, 906 nt
Organism: Trypanosoma rangeli
Lineage: Eukaryota; Euglenozoa; Kinetoplastea; Trypanosomatida; Trypanosomatidae
Exons: 1
Coding region: 1-906 (301 amino acids)
Source: RefSeq, a predicted model, not a curated record
AUGGAGGCAGAUGAGAUGUCUCGCAUUAAGGACUGGCAGCCGAAGAAUCUGGACGACCCGACGGAGAUGUUUCCACGCCCGCCGCAGCAAAUUCUUAAGUGGGACGAAACCGUGGACGAGCACGACAAUCGCACCUUCCGCUACAAGUACCACCGCUACGACUUCAUGGGACCGACGGGGAUGUGGGAGGCCUACCCGCGCUACCCCUUCUCCCACCUCUACCUUAACAGGCAGGAUCACCAUGGUCGGGGGGAGGGCUACGGCUUCAAGCAGAGCCACCUGCUGCGCUGCAGUGAGGAGGAGGAGGACAAGAAGUGGGAGAUGGUGAAGCGGACAGAGGUGGUGCAAGAGCUGUGGUCCUACCCUGGAAAGAUUCAACUGCAGGACUUUAAGGGAGCGCUGGAGCGGGCCAAGGCGCGGUUCAGGGAGCAGAUUAAACACGGGAAGGAGACAGGUCCCAGCGAGGAUCCCGGCUACGACUUGGUGCAGGCGGGUGAAUUUGUGGAGCCGCGAGACGGUGCACGCACGGAGUGGCGACACUUGUGGACCUCAAAUCGCCCCAAGGGGGAACCCCUUCCGUGCCAGAUCACAUUCAAUCACGGCGUCACGUUUGAGGACAAUGAAGGGAGGCCGCCUGUGCAUCCGGCGAGCCACUAUGAAGAGACACCGAAGGAGUCUCCAUACAAGCAGUAUGAGAAGCAGGACGCGAAGGAGGAUGAUAAGAAGAAGAAGCUCAAGUCCGCCUGGGAGCAGUCGUUUAAGGAGUCCAUGACUCGCUAUGGACAUAGGUAUGGCGCAGAGGCAAGAAGGGGAAGUCCUGGCAAGCCAUCUUCGCCGGGGUACGACAGUAGUAGUGGAAGUAGUAGCAGUAGCGGUAGUAGUGGUGCCGGGUCGCCUCCAGCAUAG